AAAUACUCCUCUGUAGAUUUUAUUAUGUAGAUUAGUCAUCCUUUAAAUGGAAUAAACGAAACUGAAAUUCUUAUUUCCCUGCCCAGUUGUGCUCCAUGGGAUGCCUGUGCAUGGAGGGCAAUGUUCAGGUGCCCUGGAGCUGGUAUGGUCAGUGGGAUUAGCCAAACAUGUAGUGUCAUCAAGCUGUGCUAGCCCAAUGCAUUCUUCUCACCUGUAGAGAUGCAACCACCGCAUGAAGAUAACGUGUCACAAGAGAACACAACAGAACUGAACAUGCAGGUUCCUGAAGAGCCACCACAGGACCAACCUGUGAUGAGGGACACUCAUGCCUCAGAAAUGUCCCCGAAGCCACAUACUGAGAAAGACUUGGACCCAGUUCUAGGGCCCAUUACAACAGAAGACCCUCUACGGAUGGUGUUGAAGCAAACAAGCAACUGGAGAUGGUUGCCGAAGAGCCAGCAAGCGUCCCACCUUUGGAAAAGACAAUCCUUCUAAUCUAUUCAUUCACGUUUUAUUUAACUAAGUUGGUA
Messenger RNA from Callithrix jacchus (white-tufted-ear marmoset), 530 nucleotides. The record is from RefSeq and is a predicted model, not a curated record. NCBI's taxonomy places the organism in Eukaryota, Metazoa, Chordata, Mammalia, Primates, Cebidae.